Messenger RNA from Spinacia oleracea (spinach), 2750 nucleotides. RefSeq lists its product as uncharacterized. The record is from RefSeq and is a predicted model, not a curated record. Bases 1 to 1683 code for a protein of 560 amino acids. The transcript has 2 exons. Lineage: Eukaryota; Viridiplantae; Streptophyta; Magnoliopsida; Caryophyllales; Amaranthaceae.
AUGAGCUCCCUGGGUUUAAAUAACAUCUUCUUAUGUUUCCUUGUCCUGCUAGGUCGUCAACACCUUGAUAUGAGCUCCUUGGGUUUAGCUGUUGAUGGAACCCCUCAGACUAACGAGUCAGCUGAAGACCCCGCUAAUGCUUAUCGUACCAUAGCUGAUGUUGUUGGCGGACGCAGAGCAAGCUCUCGACGCACUGUUCGAGGGGGGAGUUCUGCUGCUAGUCGUACUGCUAGAGGUGGGGGCUCUGUGGCUAGCCGCACUAGCAGGGGGGGGGGCUCUGCAGGAAUAACCGCUGGGGCGAGCACCUCAACGCCACGUUCUGCCCCUGUUUCUCGGGCUACCCCUUCUAUAUCUGCUUCUGCUUGGCGUGGUCAGACCACACGGGGAGGAGGUAAUAUUGCGGGCCAACGUCGGCCUCGUCCUGAGACGGAAAGCGUUUCUGUUGACGUUACGCGAACUGCUGCAGACCAAUUGCAAUCUGCUCAUCCUGACCAAGUUGUGAAUUCCUCUAUCUCCGAGCAGGUGGAGAUUGUGGCCGAGGAGCAGGACGUCCCUUUUGUGCAGCGCCCAGGUAAGCGCAUUUGCACUGGGGAGAGUUCUCGCUCGCAGGAGCAGGCCCAAGCUUCUGCCCCUGCUAACCAGAGCACCGCUUCUCUUCCUACUUCAUCUGCUGCUCUUGCUGCUUACUUGGAGGAGCAACUGAGGUUGCCUGAGUCCUCUGUUCCUGCUUUUGUGAAUAUUAGGAACGGGGAAUUUUUGGAGAAGGAGGCCAUUGAUGUUCGCCCUGCGGUGAACCCUGAGUUGGCUGCCUGUUUCUCCCCUGCGCCGAUUAGCGAUGACAUCUUCGCUCCUCACUGGGAUGUUAGAGCUAACGAGUCUUUGUAUGCCAGCUUCCCAGAGAAAGGCGGAACGUUGGCAUACCGGAUGCUGAAGGGGUUAACACUGCCAGCUGACCGCCCCCUUGAGCGUGUUUACACCCCUGGGGCUAAUGCCUGCCAGAAAGUGCUAGAGGCUGGGGUUGCUGUGAAGGAGCUCUGUGACUUCUUUUUUUUCUAUCAGAGGAAGCAUGAUGAACAUCUUGCUCUUCUUGAAGAAAAGGAUAAGCAGAUCCGAGACCUGACUUUGGAAAACGAAAGAGCAUCCUCCUCCCUCACUAUUGCCAAUGCCAAUGUUCAGACGAUAUCCGUCGAAAGAGACAACUUGGCUAGUGAGGUUGUAGCUCUGCGUCUAACUGGGGAGAAUUUAGCUAAAGCUCAGGCGGAGGUGGAGGCGGAGAGGAAGCGCACUGAGGAUUUGGCGGAGCAGCUAAGCUUUGUUGAGCAGAGGCAUGCUGAUGAGCUGGCAGAACUUCGCCUUUCUGUGCAGAAGGAGGUGGCUGCUGCUGUGCGAGAAUUUUGUCGCUCUGACGCUCAGUAUGCCCUUCUAACGCAGAGGUAUGAUGGCGGGUGGAAAGCGGCCUCUCUCAUAAUCAAGCACAAAUAUCCGCAGUUUGAUUGGAGUUUAAUCGAAGAGGACUGGCUUGCUGGCCUACACCUUACCAUUCUUAAAGAACUGCGGGAGGCUGAAGCUGCUGAGGGUCAUGCCGUAGAGCCUAGUGAUGUGCCCGACUUCUGCGUCGAGAACAUUCACCCUGGAGAUUUGCCUUUCUCAGAUGAAGAUGAUGUUGCAGGCAAUGACGAAUAAUGGGUGUGGCGGCUAUCCCCCUGUUCUUCUUGUGUGACUGGGCCUGUUAUGUAAUAGUUUAGUUUUUUAGACAAUAUUAUUUAGGGUUUGCCCUGUUGGGUGGUGGCGUUUGUGCCAUUCUGUUUUUGGAACAAUUUACAGUUAGUUCAUUUCUGCCUUUCUUCUCAGAUAUUCUUGAGCUGGGCUGGUGUAUUUACUGCCCAGAGCCAUUUUGUAGGGCUGUACUUUAUUUGUUUCCUUGGUUUUUAAUGAAGGUAUAGCCGCCGGCAUUUGAUAUACGUGUUUUUUCUAGGUACUUAGCCAAUUUUUGAUAUCUUGUUUGUCUUUUGGAAGUUCUAGCCUUGAUCAAAGUCAAGCUUUAUAGCAUGUUUUAUUAUUAUCUCUCUUUCUGAAUUGUCUUGGCUUUUUGCCAAGGCAAACUUAGGGACUGCUCUGUGACAUUUGUGCGGUAUUCUAGCUAGCCUUUUGAGCUACCUUCAACCUUGAAUUGCUUUGGCUUUGGUCAAGGCAAGAACUCGGACAUUGCUUUGCGUAUUUUAAAUAAGCUUUUUGGGCUGCUUCCAAUUUUGAAUUGUCUUGGUUCUAGCCAAGGCAAAACUCGGAAAUUGCUCUGCGAUAUUCUAACUAGCCUUUUGGGCUGUUUCCAAUUUUGAAUUGUCUUGGUUCUAGCCAAGGCAAAACUCAGAAAUUGCUCUGCGAUAUUCUAACUAGCCUUUUGGGCUGUUUCCAAUUUUGAAUUGUCUUGGUUCUAGCCAAGGCAAAACUCAGAAAUUGCUCUGCGAUAUUCUAACUAGCCUUUUGGGCUGUUUCCAAUUUUGAAUUGUCUUGGUUCUAGCCAAGGCAAAACUCAGAAAUUGCUCUGCGAUAUUCUAACUUAGAAAUUCAUCAUGACACUGUUCUUCAGCUGACUUGAGUGAUCAAGUCAAGUCAUCUGUUGAAUGUGUGUAUCAUGACGUAUUUCUAAGUUACGUCGUGCUUUGCUUAUUACUUUAUCUUUUCUUGGAACCGCCAAGCUCAUUUUAUUAUAUGUAUUCUGUAAGAAGGAGUACAAAGAGGGAUAAUUUUGG